This is a messenger RNA of Fopius arisanus, 2338 nucleotides long. It is a transcript of the gene lace, whose product is annotated as serine palmitoyltransferase long chain base subunit. Gene Ontology annotation, cellular component: serine palmitoyltransferase complex. The transcript has 6 exons. The record is from RefSeq and is a predicted model, not a curated record. Gene Ontology annotation, molecular function: pyridoxal phosphate binding; serine C-palmitoyltransferase activity. Lineage: Eukaryota; Metazoa; Arthropoda; Insecta; Hymenoptera; Braconidae. Gene Ontology annotation, biological process: sphingosine biosynthetic process; ceramide biosynthetic process. Bases 420 to 2078 code for a protein of 552 amino acids.
UCCGCAGUGGAUAAAAAAUCUGAAUCAGUCCUCGAAAAGACGAACGAGACGAACACGCGGUCAAGUCAUCCCGAGCUCCAACUCGUGUUUUAAAAUUCAAUUGUCCAAUUGUCCUCAUCAACUCGGCGUCUGGUUGAUAAGACAGCUGAUAAGAGACACGCAGGCACUGGCCACUGCGGAUUCAAUUCUCAUUCUCGAUUUGGUGGAACGAGAGGUCGAGUUGAAUUUCCAGGAAUUUGACGUUGAAACCGGCUCUAGGAAGUGAUCGGGUGGUGGUUGGCCUGACGUUUUGUGGAUGGGAAUUUUUUUUUCGGAAACUUCCGACUCUCUGGAGGUAAAUCCCAGUGGUAAUUGGAAUUGGGGUAAAUUGAUUCUGAUUGAGGGGAACACGACGAGAGGAAGACCUGAUUGAUGGUGAGAUGACGUGCAGACAGAGGAGAGUCACCUUCACCCAGGAGGAGAUGUUCCAUAGACUCCAGGAGAGUGAUAAACACUUGGAUGUACCCAGGUUGAACGGGUACUCAAUAAAGAGCAAUGGACAUGUCAAGAUGAACGACUGCGGCAGGACGAAAAAACGAGAAGAAUGCUCUCCAAAAUGCAAAGAGUCCUUCGAAGAACCUUCACUCGUUACCACUGCCCUGACUCACCUCGGUUUUUAUAUUCUCAUGUUCCUGGGAAUCAUCAAUAAAUUGUUGUUCACUCCCCAAGUGGCUAAAGAGCAGAACAGAAAGGGCUAUCCCCCCCUGUACGACGCCUUCGACACAUUCUACCUGAGAUACGUAUACAGAAGAGUCAGGGACUGCUGGAACCGGCCUAUAUGUUCAGUACCCGGAGCGAUGGUCACCCUGAAGGAUAGAGUUACUCACGAUUAUGGGUGGACAUUCCAGUUCACUGGAACCGAGACGCCCUGCAUUAAUUUAGGAUCGUACAAUUAUUUGGGAUUUGCCGAGGCGACUGGACCGUGCGCUGACCAGAGCAUUGAGGCUGUCAAAAAAUAUGGAUUGUCCACCUGCAGCUCUCGCCUGGAGCUCGGGACAAUGCCAAUUCAUUUGGAAUUGGAACGGCUGACUGCGAGAUUUCUCCGAGUAGAGGAUGCCAUUGUCUUCGGCAUGGGAUUUGCAACGAACGCGUUAAAUCUGCCGUCUCUCGUGACCCCAGGGUGUCUCGUCUUGAGUGAUGUAAAAAAUCAUGCGUCAUUGAUUCUAGGGUUGAGACUGUCAGGAGCUGUCACCAGAGUAUUUCGUCACAACAACCUUCAACAUCUCGAGGAGUCCCUCAGAGAGGCUAUAGUUCAGGGUCAGCCGACGACCGGGGCACCCUGGAGAAAAAUAAUAAUCGUGGUGGAGGGAAUUUAUUCGAUGGAGGGCUCAGUGGUGCAGCUCCCAGAGAUAAUCGCCCUGAAGAAGAAGUACAAGGCCUAUCUGUAUCUCGACGAGGCACACAGCACUGGAGCGAUGGGAAAGCAUGGCCGGGGGAUCUGUGAUUAUUAUGGGAUCGAUCCCAAGGAGGUGGACAUCCUCAUGGGGACCUUCACCAAGAGCUUUGGCUCUGCUGGAGGUUACAUUGCCGGUUCCAGGGCCCUCAUAAAUCAUUUGCGAGUGCAUAGUCAUGCCCACAGUUACGCAGUGUCAAUGUCACCACCGAUUGCUCAACAAAUUAUAACAUCGAUGACGAUAAUAAUGGGUGAGGACGGCACUGACGCUGGGAAAAUAAGAACAAAGCAGUUGGCGAGAAACACGCGGUACUUUCGACGUAAAUUACAUCAGAUGGGGGUUAUUAUCCUGGGGCACGAGCACUCGCCAGUCAUUCCGAUGAUGGUGUACCUCUAUUCGAAGAUUGGAUUGGUUGUUCGAACCCUCACCGCUAAUAAAAUUGCCACUGUGGGGGUGGGAUUCCCUGCUACACCACUGAUGGCUGGAAGAAUACGAUUCUGCAUAUCUGCUGCUCACACCAAACAGCAACUCGAUUAUGUCCUGAAAAAUAUCGAGGAACUCGCUGAUCUCAUUGGACUUAAAUAUUCCAGGAAACCCAGGGACCCCAAUCCCAUCGAGUAUUAUUCCGAUAGUGAAUCGGAGUAGAUUUAUUACGACGAAAAUCGAUCAUUGGAAGACAAUUUUUACCGAUUUAUUAGGAAAAAAUGGAAUUUGGAUUUUCUUGUUUUGAAAUUAUCGCGGGAAAGGGCGGGUUUGACGGAAAAUGCCAGAGGAAUUUUUUUUUGAUCAUGAAUUUUUGUGGAAAAAAUUCCAAUGGCUUUUUUCACUUGUUCUGCCUCCCUUGGGAUGAAUCAGUUUUUUUUUUAAGAUUCUUUGAAUGAUCUUUCACAGUGAUGUUCAAUAUU